AUGUUACCUUGCCUUACCCAGUUUCUACUUCUGAUUCCUAACUCUCUCUUACCUGUUGCAACAAUAAUAUUUGCAAGCGGCUUCUUUCCAUAUAAACCUCACCUACCUGGCUUUGCUAACAAUGAACCUUGGAAAAAUGGAUCAUCCCCUGAAGCUCCGUUUGACAAAAUCAUAUUUAUGGUCGUAGACGCUCUCCGAAGUGAUUUUGUUUAUGGAGAAUCAUCUGGCUUCAGUUUCACACAAAGUCUCAUCUCAUCUGGAUCAGCCAUUCCAUUUACGGCGCAUGCUAAACCACCGACCAUAACAAUGCCAAGGAUUAAGGCAUUAUCAACCGGAUCACUACCGUCAUUUAUCGACGUAAUACUCAACUUUGCUGAGUCGGAAUCGUCAAGCUUGUUCUCACAGGAUACAUGGCUCACACAAAUGAAAUCCAAAGGAACAGGAAAACUUUUAAUGUAUGGUGAUGACACCUGGCUUAAGCUAUUUCCCGGGACUUUUGAUCGAAUGGAUGGGACCUCCAGCUUCUUUGUUUCCGAUUUCACAGAAGUAGAUACCAAUGUAACGCGUCACAUCCCUCGAGAGUUAAGAAAUAGAGACUGGAAUACAAUGGUACUACACUUUCUUGGACUUGACCAUAUCGGUCAUAAAUCUGGUCCUCAGAGCCUGAAUAUGAUACCAAAGCAGAAUGAGAUGGAUGGUAUAGUGAAGCAGAUAUACGAUGCUUUAUCAAAAUUUGAUCAUCUACAGUCGACCCUACUAGUUCUUUUGGGUGAUCACGGGAUGAAUGAUGCUGGCAACCAUGGAGGAUCUUCCUCUGGAGAGACUUCUCCAGCUUUAGUCUUUAUAUCUCCAAAAUUAAGAUCUAUCAGCACCAAGCUCGAAGCUCCUUCUCUACGUUGCGAUGAUUUCCGCUAUUACUCCGUUGUUGACCAAACCGAUAUUGCCCCUACAUUAGGGGCUCUUCUUGGAUUUCCAAUUCCUAAAAACAGCCUAGGAGUUUUUAUUCCUGGGUUUUUAUCGUUUUGGUCCGAUGAACAAGAUAGGAUUCAGAUCUUACUAAGUAACGCUAAGCAAAUUGUCGCACUUGUUUCUGCAAAGUUUAUUACACUCGAUUCUGAUACAAAUAAUGACCAGUGUAAUCUUAGUAAAGAUGUAGUGGAAGAACUUUUCUGUCGGUGGAAAACCAUCGUAAGAAAUACUCCCAAAAAAGGUGCCGAAAUCAAACUCAUCCAGAGAUGGAAAAAUGAUAUUACUGAAUGGCUAAAACAGGCACAAGAACUUCUUAGUGCCUCUAGCAGUAAUUAUAAUGUUUUAAAACUCGGAGUUGGACUGGCUGUCAUAAUAUUAGCCAUGGGAAUAUCUAUUGCUGUGGCAAUAUUACUGAUUGGGGAAGGUUUGAGAGCCUACUUUUUUCUUUUUAUAAUAACAUUGCUUCAUGGAACAAUGAUGUUCGCUAGUAGCUACGUCGAAGAAGAGCAAAAUUUUUGGCACUGGAUAACCAAUGCCUGGUUGCUGCUUCUUUGGAUGAAACGUAGCGUAAGACAAGGCCUUGUCACGCAUCAUUCAAUUCAGUUUUUGCUUAUAUUACUCGCUGUAAGAAUUGCAAGGCGUUGGAACCAGACGGGUCAAAAGUUUGCCGGUGAACCAGAUAUUGCCAACAAUUUCUUCCCAGGUCAUUGUACAACUUUGUGGUGCCUUGUAGGAAUCGCCUAUUUCUGGAACCUUUGGAACAUUAAAAGGCUAUGUUUUCCUCAAUUACCACCAUUUCUAGCUAGCAUUUUUGCAACUACCCUUUCAGCUUGCGCAGUUAACUUUAAGAUUGUAUUCACACGGGAAGCUGCCCCAGAGAUUCUUAAUCAUACCCUAAGAGCAAUUGCAAAUAGUGGCGUUGGGCUAUCCUUGGUUGCCCAAGCUAGGAUCCUGUUUACUCUCUUGGGUAUAGCGCUUUCUUUAUCAAUAUAUUACAACUUAAAGUUCAAUAAUCACGAAAAUCGAGUCGCACAUUCAAUUCAUCACCUUCUAACAUUGUUUCUCUACACCCAAGCACGAGUAGAGAACAUUCCACUCUUGAUGGUUUUUGAAAUCAUACUCGUCCUAAUGAGUGGGCAGCAUCUAAAUCCGGCUGAAAUUACUACGACCUCCCUUGUUUUACAGCAUAUGUCAUUCUUUUCUCUCGGUGGAUCGAACGCAAUAUCGUCGAUCGAUCUCUCAAAUGCAUAUAAUGGUCUAAGGGACUAUAAUAUAAUCUCUGUUGGCAUACUUACAUUUAUCAGCAACUGGGCCGGACCAAUCUUCUGGACUUCAGGUACCAGUCUGAUUCUUCUUCGUUCGCAACAAACAGCUGCAGAUAAUCUGUGGGCUGGUCACAUAACUCUAAUUACAUUGUGUACUACAAGUAGUUUGGCCUUUGUUAUGUUGGCAUGCACUCAGUUACGCUCACACUUGUUUAUUUGGACUGUCUUCUCCCCCAAAUUGCUUUACAGCAUAGCAUGGAGCUUGGGUCAGCAUCUGCUUAUCAACGUAGGAUAUGGAGGUACAAUUUUUAAAAUAGGGAGGAGAUCUAUCGCUAUCUAG
This is a messenger RNA of Blumeria graminis f. sp. triticale, 2574 nucleotides long. The record is from the annotation of a GenBank genome assembly. Lineage: Eukaryota; Fungi; Ascomycota; Leotiomycetes; Helotiales; Erysiphaceae.